UGAAUACAAAAUAAUAAAAAAUGUCUUCUUCUCUUAUCCUUCUCAUUUACUCAAUCCAAUCCAAUCCAUUUCAAACCCAACAAAAACAAAUAAAAAAUAAACACCAUCUUAUUCUGACUCUGAUCUACAUCAGCUUCUGUAGAAAGAGUACAAUGUUAUCCUCUUCACGUUUCCCAAUACUUCCUAAACUAUUUUUUUCUCAUACCCAUAUUAUUAAUAUCAUCAUUAUUCAUGUUUAUUAUAACUUACCCUUUUUAAUUUCUAUAUCUGACCCUAAUUUCUUCCAAGAAUAGAUAUUACCUUUUUCCUGCAAAUUUUCUCAAAAAGUGAUUCUGGGUUCAUCCUUGUUUCUUGUACAAGAUAUUAUUCACCUGGAUUUUGGUCAUUUUUUUUGGAGGUGGGCAAUUCUUUUUCACCUAAAUUUGUUUGCAUUUCAUUAUUUUGUGCUUUUUUCUGGUCUGAUUACUUGUAAUUAAUUCUCAGUUUAAUUGGUUGGGGGUAAAGAAUCUCUCUUUCUUUUGCUAAUGGAAUUUUGUUGGUAAAUUAUGAGCUGGGUUUAGAUGGAAUUUGGAAGCUCUUUAAUUUAAAUUGUAAUUUGACCGUUGUGGGAAAUAAGAUAUCUUUUCCUGGGAAGGAAUUGGUAUUUUGAAACUUGGGGUUUUGGUUAGAUAUUGACAAAAUUGUUCAGAUCAUAAUUGUGUAUAUACCAUUUUGUAUAUUGUUGGGUUUUAGCUUAGUUUUGUGGUGAUACAAUCCUUUGUUAUUGGUGACUUGAUUGAGCUAUGGAUAUAAGUAAUGAAGCAGAUAUUGAUUUAUUCUCCAUUGGUCCUACUUCAAUUGUUGGUCGAACAAUUGCUUUCAGAAUAUUAUUCUGCAAGUCUAUGUCACAAUUAUGGCAUGAAUUAGCUCAUGUUUUAAUGGGGUUCAUGCGUGGGUUUAGAGGUUGUGUAGGUCCGAUUUUUUCAUGGUUUCAUCCCCGGAAUCCUCAGGGGAUAUUGGCAAUGGUAACGAUUAUAGCUUUUGUGUUAAAACGAUAUACGAAUGUCAAAAGAACAGCAGAAAUUGCUUAUAGGAGGAAAUUUUGGCGGAACAUGAUGAGAGCGGCGCUUACUUAUGAGGAAUGGUCGCACGCUGCCAAAAUGUUGGAGAAAGAAUCCCCGAAACUGAAUGAAUCGGAGUUUUAUGAUGUGGAGCUUGUGAGAAAUAAGCUCCAAGAGUUAAGGCAUCGUCGCCAAGAAGGGUCAUUUAGGGAUAUUAUCUUUUGUAUGAGGGCUGAUCUUAUUAGGAACCUCGGUAAUAUGUGUAACCCGGAGCUUCAUAAGGGGAGGCUUCAGGUCCCUAAACUUAUAAAGGAGUACAUUGAUGAAGUUACCACUCAAUUGAGAAUGGUUUGUGAUUCAGAUUCAGAAGAACUUAUUUUAGAAGAGAAGCUUGCGUUCAUGAAUGAGACAAGGCAUGCUUUUGGUAGGACUGCUUUGCUUUUAAGUGGUGGUGCUUCUCUUGGCUCUUUCCAUGUUGGUGUUGUGAAAACAUUGGUAGAUCAUAAACUUUUGCCUAGGAUAAUUGCUGGCUCGAGUGUAGGAUCUAUCAUGUGUUCUGUUGUUGCUACUAGGUCUUGGCCGGAGCUGCAGAGUUUCUUUGAAGAUUCAUGGCAUUCUCUGAAGUUUUUUGAUCAAAUUGGGGGCAUUUUUACAAUUGUUAAGAGGGUCAUGACACAAGGAGCUGUUCAUGAGAUCAGGCAGCUGCAAAUGUUGUUGAGGAAUCUCACAAGUAAUUUGACUUUUCAAGAGGCCUAUGACAUGACCGGAAGAAUUCUUGGUAUAACAGUAUGCUCUCCUAGGAAACAUGAACCUCCGCGUUGCCUAAACUAUUUGACUUCGCCUCAUGUUGUUAUAUGGAGUGCGGUGACAGCUUCUUGUGCCUUUCCUGGCCUUUUUGAGGCCCAGGAAUUAAUGGCUAAAGAUAGGACUGGUGAACUUGUACCCUAUCACCCGCCAUUUCAUCUUGGGCCCGAGGAAGGCUCAACCCCCUCACGCCGUUGGAGAGAUGGUAGCUUGGAGAGUGAUUUGCCUAUGAUGCAGCUGAAGGAACUCUUCAAUGUUAAUCAUUUUAUAGUUAGUCAAGCAAACCCUCAUAUUUCACCACUGCUGAGGAUGAAAGAGUUUGUGCGAGCAUAUGGGGGCAACUUUGCUGCCAAGCUUGCUCAUCUGGCUGAGAUGGAAGUGAAACACAGAUGCAACCAGGUAUUGGAACUAGGUUUUCCCAUGGGAGGAAUUGCCAAAUUGUUUGCUCAGGCUUGGGAGGGUGAUGUUACAGUGGUGAUGCCUGCCACGCUUGCUCAGUACUCGAAAAUUAUCCAGAACCCAUCCUAUGGAGAACUCCAGAAGGCAGCAAACCAGGGGAGAAGAUGCACUUGGGAGAAGCUUUCUGCUAUAAAAGCCAAUUGUGCCAUUGAGCUUGCUCUAGACGAAUGUGUUGCAAUUCUCAACCACAUGCGUAGACUGAAGCGGAGCGCUCAACGAGCUGCUGCCGCUCAAAGCCAGGCUCCAAAUCUCUCCAACUCUGUAAGACUCAAUGCUUCGAGAAGGAUACCAUCAUGGAACCGUAUUGCUAGAGAGAACUCAACGGGAUCUCUUGACGAAGAAUUCCUUGCUGAAGUGGCCUCCUUACAGCAAGUUGGAAGUGGGGCCGGUGGAUCUUCAACCCGCCAUCACAGAACCUUCAGGAAUAUUCAUGACAGCAGUGACAGCGAGCCUGAAAAUAUCGAUCUUAACACGUGGACAAGAUCUGGUGGACCCCUCAUGAGGACUGCGUCCGCCAACAUGUUCAUCGAUUUCGUUCAGAGCUUGGACAUGGAUGUGGAAACAAAGCAAAGUUUGACGGAACAUCUCAACUCUGCUGUAAUGCAAUCAGUUUGCAGGAACUCAGAGAACGGGGAUUAUGAUCCACGGGAUUCCGGAAGCCGGUCGGGGGUGAAUGGGGCUAGUAUUACCGUUUCUGAGGGAGAUUAUCUACAGACGGAGAGAAUCCAUAAUGGUGGGAUAGUGUUUAAUGUUGUUAAAAAGGAAGAACUCACGGUUUCAGCUCGGAGUAACGAUUCUGAGAGUUAUACCAGUAUGCCUAGCCCAGCUGCUGAGUGUGUGCAACUUGAAUGUCCCGAAAGAGAAACUGAUGCCAGCUCAGAGUCUGAACAUGAUGUUGAUCAAGAUGAUGAAAAGAACAGAGAUAAACCUGAUUCCUAUACUAUGACAGAAGACGAUCAUGGUGCAAGUGCAGAAAUUGGAAACAAUGAUGCUACUUCGGGAGUAGUGUUUCCUCUAGAAUAAAGGGUGUAGAAAAUGGCCUGAUCAAAAUUUAGUAUAUUGACAGGUUCUAAUAGAAUGAAUGAUCAAGAAUAGGUAGAAGCUCAGAUGCAAUACAUACCAAUAUCAUUGCAUCUUUCUUUGUGUGUAUAGAUCUGAUUAUAUUGGUUGUUUGUAAUGUCAGCAACAUCACGAGGUCGUAUCCUUAGGCCCUAGCUUUUUAGCUGAACUGUGAAUUUGAUUUGGGUAAAUUUUGUACAAAGUCUUAAUGGAAAUCCCACCAUUGCAGGUGAAGAAAUGACUGCUUUGAGGUUGAUUA
Molecule: messenger RNA, 3621 nt
Organism: Beta vulgaris subsp. vulgaris (sugar beet)
Lineage: Eukaryota; Viridiplantae; Streptophyta; Magnoliopsida; Caryophyllales; Amaranthaceae
Product: triacylglycerol lipase SDP1
Exons: 3
Coding region: 783-3326 (847 amino acids)
Biological process (GO): lipid metabolic process
Molecular function (GO): triacylglycerol lipase activity
Source: RefSeq, a predicted model, not a curated record